Molecule: messenger RNA, 2246 nt
Organism: Coturnix japonica (Japanese quail)
Lineage: Eukaryota; Metazoa; Chordata; Aves; Galliformes; Phasianidae
Product: digestive cysteine proteinase 1-like
Biological process (GO): proteolysis
Molecular function (GO): cysteine-type peptidase activity
Source: RefSeq, a predicted model, not a curated record
UGAGGCAGCUCUGAGGGGGUCCCAGCAGCACAUGGGGACCUCAGAGCCCUUGGGGGCAGGUAGGGACACGGGGGGGUGAGAGGCUUCUGGUGCUGCUGGAGGAGCAUCUCCCACUCCACCUGCUGAAUGGUGCCUCAGUUUUCCCCUUCCAUCCCAGUUCCCAAACUAUAGCCCAGCAUUUCCCUCUGCCCCACAGCCCCUAUCCCUGCAAGCCACUUGGUUUGCCAGAGGGGACACUAAGGGGUCCCAGUGCUCUCUGUUCCCCCACCUUCACCACCUUUUGGCUGUGCUGCCCAUCCCCAGCCAGCAAUCUCAGCACACAGCACCUGCUGCCAGCCGGUCCCGUGCACCACAUGAUGUUGGUUCCUUCCCUCCCCUGGGGAGGGCCCAGGUUUGGGCUUAAAGCCGAGCUCAUCCCCAUGAGGAGCUGUGAUGAUGGGUGUGCUGGGCUGGAUCGUGGCUGCCUUGCUCGGCAGCUCCAUGCGGGGGCACGAUGAUGCGCUCUCCCAUCCGCACCCCGACUUUGGUUCCAUCUACCACGUGCGAGGGGUUAUCAGUCUGCCCUAUGCUGAAAUCGAGGAGCCCUUUGAAGCCUGGUACAACCUGACAGGGAACAAGAGCCGGAUUCAGUACUAUGGGGGGCAGGUGAUCACAUACCAGCUGGCCGGGGUGAAGCCCUAUGGGAUGCGCUACAAAAUCACCCCCGAGACCACCGAGAAGGAGGUGAACACCAGGAAAUGCUUCCAGCUGCCUGGCUCCAAAGAGGACGUGGUCAAAGCUCAGAGUGUCUUCCCCAGCUUGGAUGGCUUCAAGUUCCUGCGGGAGGAAUACUACCAGGGCCGGUACUGCGCUGUGUGGCAGAACGUCACCCAUUGGGAGCAGAAGAAGAAUGUCUACACACUAUGGGUGACCAACUCCAGCUGCGGGGUGGCCCCGGUGCACUACGAGAUGCACGGCUACAACAGCCUGCUGGGCUCCCACUACGACAAGUAUGAGAUCUCCUACACCGAAUUCGACAACAGCUUCCCUCCAUCCGUCUUCGACAUCCCAGUGAAUGAGACAAAGAAGUGCGGGCUGCUGCCAGGGAGCGUGGCAGAGCACCGUGUGCUGGCCAACCCCAUGGAGGACCUGGUGGGGCGGCACCAGCCGUGGGCACACGAGGUGUUCCAUCACUACCGCCGGCGCUUCGGGAAGCAGUACGGCUCAGCAUGGGAGAUGGAGCACCGCAAGCACAUCUUUGUGCACAACAUGAGGUUUGUGCACUCCAAGAACCGCGCUGCGCUCUCCUACUCGCUGGCGCUGAACCACCUGGCUGACCGCACAGCACAGGAGAUGGCUGCAAUGCGGGGACGGCGCCGGAGCGGGGACCCCAACCAUGGGCUGCCCUUCCCUGCUGAGCACUACAUUGGAAUCAUCCUGCCCGAGAGCCUGGACUGGAGGAUGUACGGCGCCGUGACCCCAGUGAAGGACCAGGCUGUUUGUGGGUCCUGCUGGAGCUUCGCCACCACGGGCGCCAUGGAGGGGGCCCUAUUCCUCAAGACAGGAGUGCUGACCCCGCUGUCCCAGCAAGUCCUCAUCGACUGCUCCUGGGGCUUUGGGAACUACGCGUGUGAUGGGGGUGAGGAGUGGAGAGCCUACGAGUGGAUCAAGAAGCACGGCGGCAUCGCCAGCACCGAGUCCUACGGCACCUACAAGGGGCAGAAUGGCUUGUGCCACUACAACCAGUCUGAGAUGCUGGGCAAGAUCACGGGCUACGUCAACGUCACCUCAGGCAACAUCACAGCGGUCAAAACUGCCAUCUACAAGCACGGCCCCGUGGCUGUCAGCAUCGAUGCCUCGCACAAGAGCUUCUCCUUCUAUUCCAAUGGGAUCUACUACGAGCCCAAGUGCGCAAACAAGCCAGGACAGCUGGACCACGCAGUGCUGGCUGUGGGCUAUGGCGUCCUGCAGGGAGAGACCUACUGGCUCAUCAAGAACUCCUGGUCCACCUACUGGGGCAAUGAUGGCUACAUCCUCAUGGCCAUGAAGGACAACAACUGUGGUGUGGCCACUGAGGCCACCUACCCCAUUCUGGCCUAAGACAGAGCAGAGCCUUUGAUGGUGCUCCCAACGCAUACCCCUGGAUCAUAACCUUCGGUGGGACCUCCUGGUGGAGGAUGAAGAUGGGGAUGUGGUGGGACAGGACAGUGGGGUGCUGGAAAAGCAGCCAUGGGCUUGCCAAUAAAGACCCUGGAAAAACACAAUUU